GUGGCUAGCCAAUUCAGCUUGUUUUAUCUGCUGGAGUUCUGGUCGUAUACAUGGAACACAUACUCCUCUCCACUCUGGAAAUUGUUCAACAUUGCGUCAUCUUAAACUGAAUCCUCUGAAUCCUCCCCCAUUGAAUCAUUCACUCCUCAUUUGACCCUUCCAAGGGGAUCAUUGAGACUUUUGGACCACUAACUCGUGACAAUAUGGGUCCCCGCAAGAACUCACAAAGUGGCAAUGGCAAUGGGGACAAUGAGUAUUUAUCCCGACGUGCCCGGAAUAAUGAAGCCGUGAAGCGGUCGCGGGAAAAGGCCCGCCAAAGGGCCCAGGAGACCCAUACCCGAGUGACGAAACUCAAGACAGAGAACGAGAUGCUGGAGGAGAGGAUCAAGCUCUUGUCCAAGGAGCUAACAUUCCUCAAAGACAUCUUCAUGGCACAUGCAGGUUCCUCACAUGGAUUAUGUUUAGACGACCUGGACAUCAAGAAUCUUCUCAAUGACGACGAGGAUGACCAGUUCAACAAUGAUAAAAAGGACCAGAUGAGCUCGAAUUACUCCGAAACCAGUAACCAGUCCCAAUCCGGAGGUCUCUCAUGAGAGGGCUGAUCGCAUCUCAUUCCAAGAUAAUCAUGGGUUGACGAAGGAAAUCCAGUGUCGAACUGCAUUUUCUUGACGUAAUUUGUACAAGCAUUGUGUACAUCUGUUUACUUACUACCUGCCUUGUUGGAGACUUUGAUGGGUGAGCUAAGAAGCCCUCAAAUGACCCAAAUGUGUGAUUAUUCGCGUGGCUGUUGAAUUGGUAUCAACGUAUUCGAUGCCCUAUUCGAUCAACAAUAUGCAUGAAAUAGAGUGAAAAAUUAAAUCUUAUUAUGAAAAGGUUC
Messenger RNA from Tigriopus californicus, 877 nucleotides. RefSeq names its product CCAAT/enhancer-binding protein homolog 2-like. The record is from RefSeq and is a predicted model, not a curated record. Gene Ontology annotation, molecular function: DNA-binding transcription factor activity, RNA polymerase II-specific; RNA polymerase II cis-regulatory region sequence-specific DNA binding. The coding region runs from base 204 to 593 and encodes 129 amino acids. Gene Ontology annotation, biological process: regulation of transcription by RNA polymerase II; DNA-templated transcription. NCBI's taxonomy places the organism in Eukaryota, Metazoa, Arthropoda, Copepoda, Harpacticoida, Harpacticidae. The transcript is spliced from 4 exons.